Molecule: messenger RNA, 1424 nt
Organism: Periconia digitata
Lineage: Eukaryota; Fungi; Ascomycota; Dothideomycetes; Pleosporales; Periconiaceae
Source: the annotation of a GenBank genome assembly
AUGUCGCACGGAAGAGACUACCAGCAAUACAGCGGAAACCCGUACGGGCAAGAGGAAGCUACGACGGGCGGAUACGGACAGUCGAAUCCAUAUGGCGGAACAGGAGCGCAAUACAACAACAGCACCAACAACUCCAACCCGUAUACGGGGGGCACUGGAAACUACAGCGCAUCCUCGAACCCCUACGGCGAUAACAGCUACAACAACAACGCACAACUCCAACCCCCAGCCCAACUGGCGCAUCAAACCUCAAACUACUCCGAAGUGUCCGACUACUCGCAGGAGCCCGCCUACCAGCCGCCGCCGCAACAGCCACCCGCGCAACCCCUCAGCCAGCAAGACUUCCUAGCCCGCAUCGAUGGCACCAAGCGGCGCAUCAACCAGCUCAGCAACAGCAUCCAAGACAUCGCAAACGUGCACCAGCGUCUCCUCUCCUCACCCGAAUCCACCUCCUCCUCCCAGCUCGAGAGUCUAGUGACAGACACCCAGGUGCGCAACACGCAGAUCAAAGACGAGAUCAAGUUCCUGGAAAAAGACGCCGCGCGCGCCGAUGCAUCGGGUCCCUCGUCGUUCAAGCGCACCCAAGUCGAAUCCCUCAAGCGCACAUUCAAAACCCAGCUGGAAGAUUUCCAGCGCGAGGAAGCAGAUUACUCGAAACGGUACCGCGAUGCGCUCGCAAGACAGUACCUGAUUGUCAACCCAGACGCGACGCAAGCCGAAGUCGACGAAGCCGCAAACGCCGACUGGGGUAAUGAAGGAAUCUUCCAGCAAGCCCUCAAAACCAACCGCAGCGCCCAAGGUGCGUCCGUCCUCGGCGCCGUGCGCGCCCGCCACAACGACAUCCAGCGCAUCGAGAAGACGCUCGGCGAGCUCGCCCUCCUCUUCACCCAGCUCAACGAGCAGGUCGUCUACCAAGAACCCCAGGUCCAGCAGGCCGAGCAGCAAACCGAACAAGUCACCACCGACGCCACCAACGCCAACAAGCAGCUCGACGAGGGCAUCAAGAGCGCGCGCAGAGCCAGGAAGUUGAAAUGGUGGACCCUGUUCGUCGUCGUGCUGAUCAUCUGUAUCAUUGCGCUUGUCGUGGGGCUGUAUUUCGGGUUGAGGAACCGGAAUAAUGGGAACGGGAAUGGAGGCGCGUAGGCUGAUGCACAAGUGCUGGGCGAUCAGGAAGCGAGGUCAAAGUAUAUGAUGUAAUAAUGUGCAAGGGACUGAGAAAUCAAUCGCACAUGACGACGAUAUGUAUAUACAUGCCCAUCCACGUGUGUGUAUUUGACAUGAACGGGGAAAAGAAGAAGACGACAACGACGAUAUAACGGCAACAACACCAAAAACCAGAACAACACUCUAAUAACCUCUUUCCAGUUCUCCUUUCUAUAGAUGGGCAACAACAACAAAAAAUGUGUAAUUAUAAUUUCUUUGCU